Messenger RNA from Pelmatolapia mariae (spotted tilapia), 4403 nucleotides. RefSeq names its product alpha-2-macroglobulin-like. Gene Ontology annotation, cellular component: extracellular region. Gene Ontology annotation, molecular function: endopeptidase inhibitor activity. Bases 1 to 4344 code for a protein of 1447 amino acids. The transcript has 36 exons. The record is from RefSeq and is a predicted model, not a curated record. Lineage: Eukaryota; Metazoa; Chordata; Actinopteri; Cichliformes; Cichlidae.
AUGGACCGUCUCUGGAUCCUGAGCUGCACUCUGUGUGUCCUCCUGAGCUGGAUGCAUGUGGAUCAAGCAGUGGCUGAACCCCAGUACCUGGUGGCCAUUCCUGCAGUUAUUGAAGCUGGAGCUGAGGCCAAAUUCUGUGCAACUCUCCGACAGCCCAGUGGGACUCUGGUCAUGACUGUCACUUUGAAGUCCCGAGAGAAGAACACGACCUUAUUCACACAUACCUCAAAUGAGCCCUUUCAAACCUGUGUUCAGUUUAAGGCUCCUUUGGUACAAAAGGAGGUGCAAAUUUUUCAGGUGGAGGUACGAGGAGACACAUUUUACUCCAAACAAGUCAGAAAAGUGAUGAUCCAAGCGUAUGAUCCCUUCACAUUCAUCCAAACAGACAAACCCAUCUACCUCCCUGGACAAAAAGUGAAUUUCAGAGUCGUUACGAUGGAUAAUAAAAUGCGACCUGCCAAUCAGCUGUAUGAUGUCAUUGAACUUCAGGAUCCAAAUAGUAACAGGAUUGGACAGUGGCUAAAUGAAACAUCCAAUAGCAGAAUACUGCAGCUUUCUUACUCCUUGGACACUGAGGCCCGUGAGGGACCGUACCAGAUCAUUGUGUCAAUGGGUGAGACGAAAAUAUCUCACAACUUCAAAGUGGAGAAGUAUGUUUUACCCAAAUUUGAUGUGACAGUAAAUAUAUCUGAAGAAGUGAGUAUUGGGCAGGAAGACAUUGAAGCUGAAGUGUGUGCAAAGUACACGUAUGGACAGCCUGUACCAGGACGUGUUACAGUUAAUGUGUGCAGACCUAUUGAUAGGUACUUUUCCCGUGGUGUAUCGGUGCACAGUGAGGAUGAUUUGGCGCUAUUGCAGAUUGCGCCCUGCCACACAGAGACAAAGCAGGCAGACAAGACUGGCUGUGCAACGUUUUCCUUCAACAUGUCAAUUUUUACUAAAAUGGACCAAAAGGUGCUUCAACAUGUUCUGGAUAUCAGAGCCAAAGUGGAAGAAAAGGGAACAGGUAUUUCACUCCCUCAAGAGAAGAGAAUCAGGAUUUCUUAUGUCCUUGGAAAAGUGUCUUUCAUUAACAUGCCCAAGGUUUGGGAACGGGGAUCUAAUGUGGAAGGAAAAGUCAGAGUAGUGUACCACAAUAAUACACCAGUUUGUGACGCACCGGUCUACCUGUUCACGGGACAAAUGUGGCGAGCACGCUCACUACAAAAUCUGACAACUGACAGCAACGGUGUGGCCUCAUUUUCUUUCAGCACUGAUAACUUUGACCAGGAUAUCCAACUCCAUGCAAGCCUGACACCAACACUGGGCUACCCAAGAUAUAGAACUGCAUACUAUGACAGGGGAUUUCACACAUUAUCCAUGUCCCAGCCGUCUUCUCCUGAUAUUAAAACAAUCAGCUCUCUAGAGGUACAGACGAACGAUAAAGCAGUGCCCUGUGAUGCAGAAGAAGACAUAUCAGUAAACUACACUAUAGUGGGAGAGUCUCCAGGGUCUGUGGAUGUCAUUUAUCUGGUGUUGUCCAGAGGAGCUGUCACCAUGCAAGGACAAAAACAGGUUGAAGUGCAAGAUAGAUCGGUGAAUGAGGGCCAGGUGUCCUUUAAAGUCAGAGUGUCUCCUGAGAUGGCUCCAGAGUUCCAGGUUGUGGCUUAUGCCGUCCUGCCAAGUGAGGAUGUAAUUGCCCACAGUGCUGACUUCUCUACUGACAAAUGCUUCAGCAACAAGGUGUCAGUGGAGUUUUCACCGUCUUCAGCCGUCCCAGGUGAAGAGACCAACAUGGAGGUGACGGCCCUGCCACGUUCUCUGUGUGGUGUGAGCGCCAUCGACAAGAGCGUUCUCAUCAAGGAGCCUGGGAAGACUCUGGAUGCAGAUAAGAUAUUUGACUUGUUCCCACUCAAGAAAUCGUCAGGUAUCCCAUAUGAGGUUGAAGAUGCUACAGAAUGCCUUAAUGUGAGACCAAAAAGAUAUGUUUUGCCAUACCCCAGUCAAGGGCAAAAUGAUGCUUAUGCAGUUUUCCAGAAAGUCGGACUGAAGAUGGCAACAAACUUGUUUAUUCGAUUGCCUUCAUGCGUCAAGUUCAAAGGAAAAGUCUACCAUGAUGGCUCAACCGAAAAUUAUCACGUCUACGACUACGAUGUGGUUUCGAAUCUUAUUGGUACUUCUGGUCCUGGUCUGGGAUCAGUUCCUGAAGCUGCCCCAAUAGAGACAGUUCGCUCUUUCUUCCCUGAGACUUGGAUCUGGGAUCUGGUGGAAGUUGGAGACGAUGGAAAAAGGGGCGUGUCCCUGACUGUCCCAGACACCAUCACCACCUGGGAGACGGAGGCUUUCUGUUUGUCCUCUCAGGGUUUUGGUUUGGCUCCUCGUAAAGAAAUGAAAGUCUUCCAACCUUUCUUCCUUGAACUCACCAUGCCCUACUCCAUCAUCCGGGGGGAGCACUUUGAACUGAAGGCGACUGUCUUUAACUACCUGACCAGCUGCAUCAUGGUUACUGUCACUCCUGGGCCGUCCUCAGAUUACACCCUCACGCCUCUCUCUGGUGACCUGUACACAUCCUGUUUGUGUGCCAACGAGCGUAAGACCCUCAGCUGGACCAUGAUCCCAACAGCCUUAGGGGCUGUGAAUGUGACUGUGUCUGCUGAGGCCGUAGCGUCCCAUGUGUCAUGUGAUAAUGAGGUUGUGAGCGUACCAGACAGAGGUCGCAUCGACGUGGUCACCAAAUCUCUCAUAGUGAAGGCUGAGGGAACUGAGAUGACAAAGACGUACAACUGGCUUCUUUGUCCAAAAGGAAGCCCGCUGACAGAGGAAGCAGAGAUACAUCUGCCUGAGAAUGUGAUAGAAGGAUCUGCCCGCACUUCUGUAUCAGUCCUGGGUGACAUCCUCGGCCGGGCUCUGAAGAACCUGGAUGGAUUGCUGCAGAUGCCGUAUGGAUGUGGGGAGCAGAACAUGGCUCUCCUGGCCCCCAACAUCUACAUCCUCCACUACCUGAAAGGCACACAGCAGCUCACCACAGCCAUCAUGGAAAAAGCUACUAACUUCCUCACCAGUGGAUACCAAAGACAGCUCAACUACAAAAGUGCUGAUGGUGCUUACACCACAUUUGGAACAGGACCAGGAAACACUUGGCUGACUGCGUUUGUGGUAAGAAGUUUUGCCAAAGCUCAGUCUUUCGUCUAUAUUGAUCCCAGAAAGAUCGAAGAGUCUAAGUCCUGGCUGCAACAUAAACAACAAGAAAAUGGCUGUUUUGAAAAGUCUGGGAAACUCUUCCACAAUGGAAUGAAGGGUGGUGUAUCUGAUGAAGUGACUCUCAGUGCGUACGUUACAGCUGCCUUCUUGGAAAUGAAUACAUCCCAACAUGAUCCUGUGAUGAAGAAGAGCCUGGCUUGUCUCAAGCAGUCUCUCAGUGACCUGAGCAACACCUACACUACAGCUCUGCUGGCCUAUGUGUUCACUCUGGCAGGAGACGUGGAGACCCGAGCUCACCUUCUGCAGCACUUAGACACAGUUGCAGUGAGGGAAGGAGGUUUCCUCUACUGGUCUCAGACAGCAGCAGAAACAUCAGCCUCCCUGUCAGUGGAGAUCAGUUCUUAUGUGCUGUUGGCCAAACUCAGCGCCUCCCCGACUGCUGAGGAUCUGGGAUAUGUCUCUGGUAUUAUCAGGUGGCUGACUGGGCAGCAGAACUAUUACGGAGGCUUCUCCUCCACUCAGGACACGGUGGUGGCUCUUCAGGCUCUGGCUCUCUACUCCACUCUGGUGUUCAGUCCUGAAGGUUGGAGCACAGUGACAGUUCAGGCUCCCAGCAGUCAGCUGACAUUUGAUGUAAAUCAGAGCAACAAACUGCUCUACCAGGAGGAGGCGCUGCAGGACGUGUCAGGAAAAUACAGCCUGGAGGUGAAGGGCACUGCAUGUGCUUCAGUGCAGAUUUCUGCCACCUACAACAUCCCAACACCUGCUGAUGUCACCACUCUCAGUGUGAAAGUCCAACUAGAGGUCGACACCACCAGUGAAUCUGCUAGACCCAAAUUCACUGUGCAAAUACAAUCGCUGUACAGUGGAAAGGAGAAAACUACAAACAUGGUGAUCCUGGACAUCAAAAUGCUCUCUGGAUUUUCCCCAGACCCCGAGUCUUUGAAGAGUCUCAAACGUGGCUCCCUGGUGAGUCGUGUUGAACAAAAGGAGGAUCAUGUUCUGGUGUACUUAGAGGAGUUAUCAAAGGACACACCCAUCAACCACAGCUUAGACAUCAUCCAGGAGCUCCCAGUGGACAACCUGAAGCCAGCCGUGGUCAAGAUCUAUGACUACUACCAACCAGGUGACCAGGCUGAGACCCAAUACAUGUUUGUGUCGUGAGCUGCAGUUUGAAGAAGGUGUGGCUGGUCCUGAGGUUUCAACCUGCAUUUGAAUAAAGA